Messenger RNA from Durio zibethinus, 1667 nucleotides. Its product is annotated as MIZU-KUSSEI-like protein (Protein of unknown function, DUF617). Lineage: Eukaryota; Viridiplantae; Streptophyta; Magnoliopsida; Malvales; Malvaceae. The record is from RefSeq and is a predicted model, not a curated record. Gene Ontology annotation, biological process: hydrotropism.
GUAAUUUUAUAUAGAAGAGAAAUUCCCAAACGUUUUGUUUGAGGAAUUAUUAGGGAGUAGGGACAUGUACAAGGCAUAAAUCAAUCAGCAAAAAUUGUGAUUGGUUUGCCUACAAAAAUCAAUAUUAAUUCAAACACAAAUAAUAUAUCUGGCCCAACGAAUCAAUCGAUACAAAUCACUUUACUGCAUUCUGGUAUUCUUUCACAAUCCAACAGUCUGAGAGGUCCGAUCAAAGAAUCUCAAUUCUCAAAGCUUUCGCAAUCAAUCACGCGCACCACCAUCCAAAGAUAGGCCCCACUCCCCCCUCGUGGGCAGAAUUAUUGCCCACGAUUCCUCGGCCCACUUCUACGCGCCUUUUGCUCUCUUUUGCUUUGCUUCGCUUAUUUAUUACAUUAAAAUUCUCCUCCUCUCCAGAAUGCAGUUAGUCCCAACCCACUAAAUAUGAUUGUUAUGUUAUACAGGCAGGCAGAGGCAGACGAGCCGACCUGAUCUUGUCCAAGCUAAUUAUUAUUCUUUUACUACCGUAAUUACUAGGUCAGAACCUGUCUAUUGUCUAAUUUCUCCCACACGGCCAUCUCUUUGUUGUUUUUAUUAGAUUUUUGGCUUCUUAAUUUAUCCCCAAAUUACCAUGAGGAUGAUGAUAGACCUUGGAAGCCAGAGAGGGCCUCUCCAUAUAAAUAUGAUGGACACGACAACCUCUGUGGAGUGUGGCAGGGAAGUUAGGUUCCGCCGAUCUUUCAGAUCCCUGGUGGAAUGUAUGGUUCCUUGUUGUGGCUUUCAACCUCCAGUCUCAAUCUCCAGCGACACGGAAUCGACCCAUGGCUCAAUUAGUUCAACGGUCACAGGAACCUUCUUCGGGUACAAGAAAGGGCGUGUGAGCUUCUGCCUCCAGGAUGGCACGCGGACCUCUCCUCUUUUGCUACUGGAGUUCGCUGUCCCCACCGCAUACCUUGCCAGAGAGAUGCAGUACGGUCUGCUAAGGAUAGCGCUGGAAUGCGACAAGCAAAAAGAAAGAUGCAGCUGCUGCUCGCUCUAUAACGUGCCCGUUUGGUCAAUGUGCUGCAAUGGAAGGAAGGUGGGAUUUGCCAUAAGGAGGCAGAUAAGCGUCAAUGAUGCCGCAGUGCUUAAGCUCAUGCAGUCCGUGUCGGUUGGUGCUGGAGUUUUGCCGGUUGCCUCAAAGUCUGAGGAGGAUGGGGACCUCAUGUAUCUGCGAGCUAGUUUCGAAAGGGUAAUUGGGUCAGCCGACUCAGAAUCAUUUCACAUGCUUAACCCAGUGGGUAGCGCCGGUCAGGAGCUCAGUAUAUUUCUGUUGAGAUCAUGACACCUGCAUAUAUAUAUAUAGAUAUAGAUAGAUAUCCCUAUUUAAUUUGGUCCAAUCAAAAGAUUUUAAUCCAACCAAACCCUUGAGGGUUGAAACUAUGCUUUUAUAUAUUAAUAAUUAUAUGAUAGGAUUAUUAAAUUCUUACUUCUUAAUUACAAUUGUUAGUCAUAACUUUCUUCCAAUUUCCAAUGUGUAUAGGUGCUUGUCUAAUUCCAUAUCAUACCAUAUCGUCCUUUCGUUACUAGAGUUUCUAAAAUAAUUGGAAAAAUCUAAAAUCAAUUCAAAUUGUCGUAUUUGAUUUGGGUUUGUUAUUUUUAUUUCAUAUGGAAUUUUAAAGAUGCGUACU